CUAGGUCCUUCCUUCGUUGUAAAAUGUACCUGUCUUCGAAGUACCUAAUUUGCACCUGUAGAUGUAAGCUGCCUGGCAUUCAACAGUGGCAACACCACUAUGUUUAAUUAUUACAGUGACUACGUGGAUGCUGUUCGACAAUCCUUCUUGACUAGAUCCUUUUCUUUUGAAGCAUCAUUCAUUCACCAACACAUCGUCAACUCACAUCUCUUUUUCAGAGCGUGUCUCUAUACUACGCGCUGUGCCUAUAUCAUCGGUAUACGGCCUUACUAUUAGUCGCCCCAUUUGGACAUAUCGUAUUAACAACGUGUCUAUCAUCGCAAUUCGUUCAACUACCUCUUGACUGCCUAUCUAGCCCGACAACCAUGGAUUCUUACAGAAGAGCCAUUGUCAACCUCAGCGAUGUGCAGCAUCCCAACUACGGUCUCACCAAGCUGAACGACGCUUCCAAGUUCCUCUCAAUGCUCCCUAAAGAAGUCCGACUCAUGAUUUACGAAUAUACGGUAUAUGCUAGCCAAGAGAUCAGACCAUUGCAACUUGAGUCCCGCUCAAACAAGUUCAUCUGUUAUAUACUUAUGCCCAGUAGCAAAGAUCGCCUAUGCCGACAUCAGCCGGCGGUUGUUUCGCUUGCUCGCGUAUGCCGAGCCAUAUAUGCCGAGCUUGAACACUUUCAGCCGUUCUACAAGGUCAACAAGUUCUAUUUUACGAAAUUGACCGAUCUUCGUACAUAUCUUGCAGCUAUUACACCGUCUCGUCGUCAAGCAAUCCGUCGGGUCGAUUUCAGGAUAAAUGAUUGGUUUGACCACUGGCUUCUAGCUAAGCGAAUAUUUUCGGAUAGCCCUACAUACCCAGUAGACCACGGCACGUUGGUAAUUCUCAGUCAAACCAACCUCGAAGAGUUUACCCUCAUUGAAGAAAUAUCCGAUCUACCUCCAGGUACAGUCGCCGCCGACGUGUUGCGCCAGAAUCUCAAACAGACCUUAGAAUAUCCUGACGGAUUGCACACCAUGCGGAACCUGCCUUGCUUUCGACUAGGGUUCGUCCUUGAGUCUCCGGACGAGACUACUGAUAAGUUGAUAAAGGAAAUCAACGAAGCAUUGGAGACCCGCAGGCGACGCAUUGGUACGGAUAUACCCGAAUGGUUUAAGCAGUUGAAUAACUUCAGAUCGACAGAAAAAGCCCUACGCGAAGUUGGCGAUCUCGAUAUUCUAGGCGAAGAUCGAGUAGCUCUAGAUAGAGCUGCUAGUUAUUUUGGUAGCAUCUCUUCUCGGACAAGGGGCAAAUGCCGACUACCCAAUUCAGAAGGCCAGAUACUUAAGAAUACACCAAGAUACAGCGCAGAUGGCAUCUUGACUUCUUACAUCUGCGGAAUAGCCGAUAUUCGUUGGGAUGGAACGGAUGUGCAGUGCCAAGUGUCGCACAGGCACGGAGAUAAGAGCUGGGAGGAUGUUUCUGCUAUCCUUAUCCCUGACAACGUACGUGCCAUUAUAUCGUUCUACAAUCAUAUGAUAGAGAAAAAAGACUCUAGUCACUUGGAUGAGAUUAAGAGCAAGCCGACCUUGCGCGAUAUCCUCAAGAUUCAAGGGGGCUUUCACUUUAUUCAGCAUACUGGGGCAGAGGGUUAUAGAAAAAAAGCACUGUCUUAUAUGAGAGAAGAUUGGUUGGCAUCUGCAGACCGAUGGGACACUUACAUAGCCGAAUUGGAAACGGCGAAAACUUUGGGGGGGCAGAGAGAAGAAGCAACCCGGAAAGCCAAAAGAAGAGCCCGAAGAAGAAGCUGAUAUAGUAAGAGAAUAUUGGAGGGGCCUACGCAUAGUAGGAGACGACUUAAUUUGGAGAGCAACGACAUCACGAUGUUCGCAGGGCCUAUGACGCACGAUAUGAUGGAGAUAGGAAGAUGUGGCCUGGUGAUGCUAUCAUAACUCAGUUGUCAUCAUCGGCGAGUUCCUAUUGCAGAAGUAAAACUUCAAGGAAGGGGGUAGUUAGGUGUUUUUUCGACACUCAGACUUUAUUGUUGACUCUUUUUUAUUAUAGUUGCUUGUACUCUAGUUGAAGACCACUGUUUAGGUGAACAUUUCGGAAGAUACGAAUGAUAAAUCAGCUGCCUUUGUGAAAUAUAUCACCGAGGUAUGCUAAGUCCAGACAUAAUUGCUGGUAUGAAAAGUAUGAAUUAUAAUACUGCUCCUACAUAGUGACUAGUCUUGCCCCAUUACAUAUUACCAAC
This is a messenger RNA of Daldinia decipiens, 2224 nucleotides long. RefSeq lists its product as uncharacterized. Lineage: Eukaryota; Fungi; Ascomycota; Sordariomycetes; Xylariales; Hypoxylaceae. The transcript is spliced from 4 exons. The coding region runs from base 366 to 1781 and encodes 471 amino acids. The record is from RefSeq and is a predicted model, not a curated record.